Messenger RNA from Anastrepha obliqua, 1221 nucleotides. Its product is annotated as peroxiredoxin 1. The coding region runs from base 170 to 754 and encodes 194 amino acids. Gene Ontology annotation, molecular function: thioredoxin peroxidase activity. The transcript has 2 exons. The record is from RefSeq and is a predicted model, not a curated record. Gene Ontology annotation, cellular component: cytosol. NCBI's taxonomy places the organism in Eukaryota, Metazoa, Arthropoda, Insecta, Diptera, Tephritidae. Gene Ontology annotation, biological process: cell redox homeostasis; hydrogen peroxide catabolic process; removal of superoxide radicals.
UCCAUUCUUUUGCAAAUAUUCGAAUUGAAUAGACGUGUUAUCGUGUUGUUCGGUGUGGUGUAAAUUUACUCGCCUUCCGUCUCACUUAAGUGCGUUUUUCCCGUUCGACACAAACUACUUAAUUACCAGUGCGAAAUCACCUAAGUUUGGAAAUUCUAAAUAUUUCAAAAUGCCUAAAAUUCAAAAGCCCGCUCCCCAUUUCAAGGGAACCGCCGUUAUUAAUGGCGCUUUCAAAGAUAUCGACUUGAGUGACUACAAAGGCAAGUACUUGGUGCUCUUCUUUUACCCAUUGGACUUUACCUUUGUCUGCCCCACCGAAAUUAUUGCCUUCUCGGAUCGUGUUGCUGAGUUCCGCAAUAUUGGCUGUGAAGUUGUGGCUUGCUCUACAGACAGUCAUUUUACGCAUUUAGCUUGGAUAAACACACCCCGCAAGCAGGGCGGUCUUGGCGAUUUGUCGAUUCCGCUAUUGGCUGACAAAUCGAUGAAGAUUGCACGUGACUACGGUGUGCUGGACGAAGAAACCGGCAUUCCAUUCCGUGGUCUAUUUGUCAUUGACAAAAGCCAGAAUUUGCGCCAAGUCACCAUCAACGAUUUGCCAGUUGGUCGCAGUGUAGAUGAAACUUUGCGUUUGGUGCAGGCCUUCCAAUUCACCGACGAACACGGUGAAGUAUGCCCAGCUAACUGGAAGCCCGGUGCUAAGACCAUGGUCGCUGAUCCUAAGAAGUCUAAAGAGUACUUUGCGCUUGCCUCUUAAGUGCAUCGUAAUUGGUAAUUACAACAGUAAAGCGGAUUUGCUCAAAAAACACAAAUUUAAUAUCAAAAUCAAGACAGAAGUAAUUCAACUACUGGUUGUAUUAGUAACAGCGCUGGAAGUUAUUCGCAUAAGAAAAUCAUACAAAAUAAUUUGAUUCGAAUUAAUAUCGCAAGCCGCGUAAAAUCAGCAUUAAACAAACAACAAAAGCACUUAAAAUGUGUUAUAUGAGGCACCCUUUUUUUUAUUAGCUCGUAGUUCUACAAGUUGUAGAUUUGUAUUGUACGUUUUUGUUAUUUACUCAGAUAAUUAACGCUGAAGUAAUAUUCAUUUGAAAUUAAAUAAUAAAUGUAGCUGUAGAGCAAAUACUAUAGAAAUUAAUGGAAGAAUGAUUGUAAGUGCUGUGCUCUAAGUUAUUUUCCAACAAAUACAAAUCCGCAACAAAAUAAAAAAAGUUUAACAAAUAAAAA